Molecule: messenger RNA, 3449 nt
Organism: Polistes canadensis
Lineage: Eukaryota; Metazoa; Arthropoda; Insecta; Hymenoptera; Vespidae
Gene: YME1L
Product: ATP-dependent zinc metalloprotease YME1 homolog
Exons: 12
Coding region: 420-2717 (765 amino acids)
Biological process (GO): protein quality control for misfolded or incompletely synthesized proteins; mitochondrion organization
Cellular component (GO): mitochondrial inner membrane
Molecular function (GO): ATP hydrolysis activity; ATP binding; metalloendopeptidase activity
Source: RefSeq, a predicted model, not a curated record
CAACUAUCGAAAAAUCUCGAUCGAGAAAUUGUUAACUUCGUCUGACGUUUCGCACCCCCUCACCUGUCAACCUCUUUUUCGUCGUUUUAACAUUGAAAAGUUAAUAAAUCAAAUUCACAGAAUAAUUAUACGCAAUAAAAAUAAAAGUGCAUAAUCGAUCAUUUAAAAAAGUUUAUUUUGAAAUUGCACGGAAAUUUAACCUAUAGAUCAUUUCCGUUGUCCUCCUAUCAUCAGACGAAGCCAUGAUCUUUUUCAGUUCACUUGACAUAGCACGAUUUUAUACACGUCUAUUAUCAUUUACCAAUUAAAUUAAUAUUUCAUUAUAAAAUUAAUCUGGUUUUUUUUAAUCGUUUACGUAAAGUAUACAAAUUAUAGUGUAUAUUAUUAUUACGCCUACUGAAGAAGAAACGUAAUUUGAAAUGAUCACUCUUCAGUCACAUAAUCAGGUGCUGUUCCAUCUGACACAGUUAACAUCGAGCAUUAAUCCCAGAUUUGUACCAUUCGUAGCAAAAGAAGAAAAAAAAAGCAAACUUAUUCAUAGGAAUGAAGAUCUUUGUUUAGACAGUUUUGUCGAGGUAGCAAAAAAUUGUAAACAUUUGCCAGUUCUCAAAUUAAAUGUCAACAAUAUAGCAAAUAUAUGCGGAACAAAAAAUGAUAACUUAUGGUUAAUAUUGGAUAAUAUUUUUCUUAAAACAUCCAAAAAAUCUUUAAGAAUAGAUUCCAAAUGGAACGUGUCAUAUACAUCAGGAACUAAUUUUACUGAAAAUAAAAGAAAAUUUCCAUGUUCGGAACUUACACAAUCUAUGAUUUUACCAGCAAUAUAUUUAUCAUUUAAAAAACAAUAUAAACCAUUUCAUAAUGUAUGGAAUAUAAUACCGUCAAAUUGUAAUGUACAAAUACGUUCUUUUAAAACAGAACGUGACAUAAAAGUAACGUAUAAAAGAAAUCCGUCUGUAUUCACUAGGAUGAAGGAAUGGUUUGAUUCGUUUGGUUUAGCCUCGGAAUCACAUAAGACGUCGUUUCCUAGCGAUCUCAAACCACAAGAUAUAGAAUUUAUGAACAGGAUUUUUGCAAAUAUGAACGAAAUUACUGGUGAAACAAAAAAAUCCAAAGUUGCGUUUGCGGAAGGAUAUGCUUUAGGUUUACAAGCAAAAGUUAAGAAUCGCAAGGGAUGGUUAAAAUUCAUUAAUUGGUUGACAAUAGCAUUGUUGGUGCUCAUCAUAUGCUUCCCUUUUAUCAACCUGGGAAGUGUAUUUAGAUUUUCAUUUAGUAACAAAAGUGAAAUUGACCCAGAAGAAAUUCAUUUCACUUUCGAUGACAUCAAAGGAGUUGAAGAAGCUAAGCAAGAAUUGAAAGAUAUAGUGGAAUUUCUUAGAGAUCCCGAUAGGUUUACUUCAUUGGGUGCAAAAUUACCAAAAGGUGUAUUAUUGGUAGGUCAACCGGGAACUGGAAAAACGAUAUUAGCACGUGCAGUAGCUGGCGAAGCUGGCGUACCAUUUUUCCAUGCAGCAGGACCCGAAUUUGAUGAAAUUUUAGUAGGACAAGGUGCACGUAGAGUGAGAGAUCUGUUCAAAACAGCUAAAGAAAAAGCACCAUGCGUGAUCUUUAUCGAUGAAAUUGAUUCUAUUGGUGCAACAAGAACACCUUCUGUCCUUCAUCCAUAUGCAAAUCAAACUAUUAAUCAGUUACUUUCAGAGAUGGAUGGAUUUCAUCGAAACGAAGGAGUCAUUGUAUUAGGUGCUACAAAUAGAAGAGAUGAUUUAGACAAAGCAUUAUUGAGACCUGGUCGUUUCGAUGUAGAAGUUAAUGUUCGAAUACCAGAUUAUACAGGACGAAAGGAAAUCUUAGAAUUAUAUUUAGCAAAAAUUAUGACUCGUGAUAUUGACGUAGACUAUUUAGCAAGAGGCACAACUGGUUUCACUGGAGCAGAUAUAGAGAAUAUGGUUAAUCAAGCUGCUUUACAAGCAGCAAUACUUAAUUCAGAUUAUGUAACUAUGAAACAUCUGGAGUAUGCGAGAGAUAAAGUUCUUAUGGGUCCAGAAGGAAAAUCUAAAAUUCCUGACGAAGAAACUAAUCGUAUUACAGCAUAUCAUGAAGCUGGUCAUGCAUUAGUCGGAUUAUAUACGAAAGAAGCAGAUCCACUUCACAAAGUAACAAUUAUUCCACGAGGACCGUCUUUAGGACAUACUUCAUAUAUUCCUGAAAAAGAUAAUUACCUUACAACCAAAUCGCAUCUACUGGCUAGAAUGGAUUGUUUAAUGGGAGGACGUGCAGCUGAGGAAUUAAUUUUUGGUCCUGACAAAAUUACUACAGGAGCAGCUUCAGAUUUUCAAAAUGCUACAAAAAUAGCAGAAACUAUGGUACAAACGUACGGAAUGUCUGAUAAAGUUGGGGUGAGGAUGUACGAUUUUCAAAAGAAUUUUAAUUAUGCUCCCAGUACCAACGAAAUGCUUGAUAACGAAGUUAAAAGACUUUUACAAGAAUCAUAUGAACGCGCUAAGAACAUAUUGAAAUUGCAUGCUAAAGAACAUAAACAAUUAGCAGAUGCUUUAAUCGAAUAUGAAAUAUUAGAUUCUGAUGAGAUAAAAGCUAUAAUAAAUGGAAAAAAAAUUAGAACUGAAACUCCAAAUAAAAAAGCAACAAUUAUAGAUGUACCUAAUAAGAAUGUACCUAAUCCAACAAAUAAGGGAAUCUUAGAUGUACCUAAUAAGAUGUAAUUAAUAAUAUUCUAAAGUAUGACUUUUUUGUUGUGAAAAUUGAAACGAUCUAGACAAUGUACCAUAUUAUCCCGUGGAUAUAAAUUUAAGAAAUAAUUAUAUAAACUUAAAAUGAUGUUAAAUUUUCAAUUUUCCAUAUCAACGUAAAAAUUCAUUCUGCUUGUGAUAUUUCUUUGAAAUGUUACAUAUUUUAAUAUCCACCUUUUAUUGGAUUUUAUUCUUUUCUUGCAUUUCUUUCGAACACUAUUGAUUUUCAUUACACUUAAUUCGUAUUCUCUUUUUUUUUCUUUGAGACUUUAUAAUUGGUAAAUAAAAUAAAAAUAACAGUAAAAUUUGAUUAUUAAUAAUAUUUUUCAGGAAAUAAAUGAUUAAGAUAAUUCUAUAAAAUAUGCUUACAAAUAUUUUUAAAAGAAAUAUUAAACCAAUUAUAAAGUCAAUUGGAUACUCGUAUUAAUUAUCCUAGUAUAUAUUAACCACAGGAUAUUGUGGUACAUGAGAUAAUUAAUAAUAUAAGAAGUUGUAUUAUUUGAAAUUUGUGGCUACUUUUUUAUGUUAUCAUAAUAGUAGUGGUGUAUUCACCACUUCCAGUCUGUCUACAUAAUAACUUGGUUAUUAGAUUUAAUAACAUGCAUUAACUUUUGUCAAGUUAUUACUGUCCCCUCUCUUGUACUAGAUUAUCUUUAAUACAAUAAAAGGAAUGUUCUUUUAGAACAAUACGUCAGAGAUAUAAAA